This is a messenger RNA of Ceratotherium simum simum (southern white rhinoceros), 879 nucleotides long. NCBI's taxonomy places the organism in Eukaryota, Metazoa, Chordata, Mammalia, Perissodactyla, Rhinocerotidae. The record is from RefSeq and is a predicted model, not a curated record.
CGCCCCUCGGUCGGUGGCCAUCGCACACGUCCUGCCCGGGCCAUCUCCGAGGAGGUGUCGCCAGGGAGUGUGCGGGGCCGGCGGGCGGCCACGAUGUCCAGCCCCUUCCUGAAGCAAGUGUUCAACAAGGACAGGACCUUCCGGCCGAAGCGCAAGUUCGAGCCGGGCACCCAGCGCUUCGAGCUGCACAAGAAGGCGCAGGCGUCACUGAACGCGGGGCUGGACCUGAAGCUGGCCGUGCAGCUGCCCCCCGGCGAGGAGCUCAACGACUGGGUGGCCGUGCAUGUGGUGGACUUCUUCAACCGCGUCAACCUCAUCUACGGCACCAUCAGCGACGGCUGCACCGAGCAGUCCUGCCCGGUCAUGUCGGGCGGCCCCAAGUACGAGUACCGCUGGCAGGACGAGCAGAAGUUCCGCAAGCCCACUGCCCUGUCGGCCCCCAGGUACAUGGACCUGCUCAUGGACUGGAUCGAGGUGCAGAUCAACAACGAGGACGUCUUCCCCACCAACGUCGGCACGCCGUUCCCCAAGAACUUCCUGCAGGUGGUGAAGAAGAUCCUGUCGCGGCUGUUCCGCGUCUUCGUGCACGUCUACAUCCACCACUUCGACCGCAUCGCGCACAUGGGCUCCGAGGCGCACGUGAACACCUGCUACAAGCACUUCUACUACUUCGUGCGCGAGUUCGGCCUCAUCGACACCAAGGAGCUGGAGCCGCUGAAAGAAAUGACCGCACGGAUGUGCCACUGAGAGCCCCUCGGCCCCGCUGUCACCGAGGCAGUGCCAGGGGGCCACCCCGACUCGAGGGCCACGUCUCGGGAACAUGGACCCGUGUGUUCUAGCCCAGCGUCAGGGUGCACUCUGUGCCAUCGAUGCUCCACG